This is a messenger RNA of Anthonomus grandis grandis, 1988 nucleotides long. It is a transcript of the gene ScpX, whose product is annotated as sterol carrier protein 2-like. Gene Ontology annotation, molecular function: acyltransferase activity, transferring groups other than amino-acyl groups. The coding region runs from base 193 to 1824 and encodes 543 amino acids. NCBI's taxonomy places the organism in Eukaryota, Metazoa, Arthropoda, Insecta, Coleoptera, Curculionidae. The transcript is spliced from 9 exons. The record is from RefSeq and is a predicted model, not a curated record.
UUAAUAAUAAAAAUAAUCAGAAAGUACAGAGUUCGAGGAGGGCGACAAUACUGAAACUCGUUUAUCGGGCCAUUUAAGAUAAGCAAAGUCCAUUUUUUUUUGCAGAAUUGGUUUGUUAAGUGCAUUACUACAGUGUUCUUUUGUGUUUAGUGGAUAAUUUUAAACAGGUCUCAAUAACAGUAGUAAGAAACCAUGGUUCGUGUAUUUGUAAUUGGUGUCUCUAUGACCAAAUUUGAUAAACCAGGCACCAAACCUGGAGAUUAUCCUGAUUGGGGUAAAGAGGCAAUUUUGGGUGCUCUUCGAGAUGCUAAUGUGGGAAUGGAGCAGGUUGAAUUAGCUACUGCUGGUUUUGUUUAUGGUGACUCUACAAGUGGUCAGAGGGUCAUCUAUGAAGUGGGCAUGACAGGUAUACCAAUCUUCAAUGUCAACAACAACUGUUCUACAGGAUCCACAGCGUUAAUGUUGGCAAAAGAAUUGGUAGAAUGUGGUAAAGCUCAAUGUGCCCUGGCAGUGGGUUGGGAAAAAAUGCAAAGAGGUAGCUUAGGCGCUACUUUUAUGGACAGGGCGAACCCCAUGGAGAAACACAUUGAGGUUAUGUCUGAACUUGUAGAAAUGGAUGCUUCGCCUAUAACAGCUCAAAUGUUCGGAAAUGCUGCAAUUGAACAUAUGAAAAAAUAUGGAACAAAACCCGAGCAUUUUGCUAAAAUUGGCUGGAAGAACCACAAACAUUCAGUUAAUAACCCUAACUCACAGUUUAGAGAUGAGUAUUCUUUGGAGCAAAUUAUGAAAUCACCUACUGUAUAUGGCCCUUUGACCAAAUUGCAGUGUUGUCCUACAAGUGAUGGGGCUGCAGCUGCAAUAAUAGCAUCAGAAGAUUUUGUUAGAAAGCAUGGACUUGAAGCUAGAGCUGUAGAAAUCCUUGGUAUGGAAAUGUGCACUGAUUUGGAAUCUACCUUUAAGGACAAAAGCUGCAUAAAAAUUGUGGGAUAUGACAUGGUAAAGAUUGCUUCAGAGAGAAUGUUUAGGAAAACUGGCAAACGUCCCACUGAUGUCCAAGUUGUCGAAUUGCACGACUGUUUCUCGGCUAAUGAACUUAUAACCUAUGAAGCUCUUGGACUUUGCCCCCCAGGGGGUGCCGGAUCGCUUAUUGACAGGGGAGAUAAUACUUAUGGGGGCAAAUAUGUGAUAAAUCCUUCCGGUGGUCUGAUAUCAAAGGGUCACCCAUUGGGAGCGACAGGCUUAGCACAGUGUGCUGAACUUGUUUGGCAGUUAAGAGGUGAAGCAGGUCCACGGCAGGUACCAAAUGCUAAAUUGGCCCUCCAACACAACAUAGGGCUGGGUGGUGCUGUGGUAGUAGCCCUAUAUCAAAUGGGAUUCCCUGAGUAUAACAAUAGAAGGGUGGUCGGAUCAAAAUUGGCCGGUUCCACAAACGAAGAUGACUUUAUCGCCACUCCUUACUUGAAAAUUUUACAACAAGCAAUGUUGGAAGAUGAGGAUGGACUCAUUGAGAAGCACAGAGGAAUUUAUGGUUUAAAGGUUCAAAAAGAUAAUGGUGAAGAAGGCUUCUGGGUAAUUAAUGCUACACAAGGCAAAGGCAAAAUCGAAUUUAACGGUAAAGAUAAACCUCAAGUAACAUUUAUAGUUAAAGAGGCCGAUAUACUUGAUUUGCUAACCGGUAAAAUCCAGCCGCAGAGGGCGUACUUUCAAGGAAAAGUAAAAGUUUCUGGAAAUAUGGGUUUGGCGAUGAGACUGACUGAAUUACAGAGAACCGCCGCUCCUAAGAUUGAGGCUUUGAGGGCGAAACACUUAAAAUCGAAAUUGUAAACCUGUUCAAAAUUGCAUUUUUUCUUUUUAUAUCUAGGUAUAUAUUGAGCAUUCCCAAGGGAUAAAACUUUAUCUGAUAAUGUUUAGAAAAGUUAAUAUUAUAUUGUUAUAUUUUUAUAAUUGUUGGAUUUGUUGAAAUAAAUGUAAUUAAAUAAAAUGGUGUA